Molecule: messenger RNA, 10482 nt
Organism: Carassius gibelio (silver crucian carp)
Lineage: Eukaryota; Metazoa; Chordata; Actinopteri; Cypriniformes; Cyprinidae
Gene: muc5.1
Product: mucin 5.1, oligomeric mucus/gel-forming
Exons: 47
Coding region: 7-10266 (3419 amino acids)
Cellular component (GO): extracellular matrix
Molecular function (GO): protein binding; peptidase inhibitor activity
Source: RefSeq, a predicted model, not a curated record
UUGAAGAUGGUCAUCUCCGUGGGGACUGUGAGGAUGUCCCAGAUGUGGAUGCUGAGAUGGGUCAUACUACUGGUUGGGCUGCAGUCACUGCAAGCAGACUUUAUGAAGGAUUAUGGAGAAAUUGACGUUACUAUGGACGUUAUGUGGCCAACAACAACAGCAUUCUCCAUGACAAAAGUACCGGUAACUACAGUUGAACCAAAUCCUGAUCAUCAGUCCACGGUCUGCAGCACAUGGGGAAAUUUCCACUUCAAGACCUUUGAUGGUCAAUUCUUUCAAGUGGCAGACACGUGCAACUAUGUUCUGACAGUGAUGUGUGACAUCCCCAUUUCUGAUUUUAACAUCCAAAUGCAAAGAGAGACUGUGAAUGGUUCAAUCACUUUCAACACAGUCACAAUAGAGCUGGAGGGGACAAUCAUCAAAAUCACUAAUGGCGACAUCACCAUGGGGAACGAAAAGGUGUCUGUUCCAAUCAAUAUGCAUGGAAUUCAAAUCGAGGGAAGUUCAACAAGUCUCAAGAUCUCGAACAAACAUGGAGUGACUGUCUUCUGGGAAGAAGACAACUAUCUAACGAUUGAACUUCCUGAGAAGUACCAAGGUCUGACCUGCGGACUCUGUGGAAACUUUAAUGGCAACAAGCAUGACGAUAUCACUGUUAGCGGUCCGGCCAAAUGGAAGGUUUCCACACCUUUGACUGAAACCUGUGAGGAAGUUACACUUCCACCCAGGGAUCAGUGUGACCAGACAAGCGUUUGCCAGCAGUAUCUCAGCAGUCCUGGGUUUGCUGACUGUUACAAUGUGAUGGACAUGAGUUCAUUUGAAAAAGUCUGUGAAGACGAUCUGUGUCAGUGUUAUGGAAAUUACGACUGUCUCUGCAACACACUCACAGAGAUUUCACGACAGUGCACUCAUGCUGGAGGAAAACCAGGAACAUGGAGGACAGAACAGCUCUGUCCAAAGACGUGUCCUCUGAACUUGCAAUACAUGGAGUGUGGGAGUCCGUGCAAGAACACCUGCUCAAAUCCGACCGCAAGUCUACUGUGUAAAGAACACUGUGUGGAUGGCUGUUUCUGCCCUAUUGGCACCGUGGAAGACAACAUUGGUCAGAGUGGCUGUGUUAAUGUGAACCAGUGCCCUUGUGAGCAUAACGGCGCAGUAUAUCAAUCAGGAGAGUCUUACAAACAAGCUUGCAAAAAAUGUGUGUGCGCCGCUGGACACUGGACUUGUACAUACCUGGAAUGUCCUGGAAUCUGCUCCGUUGUUGGAGGGUCUCACGUCACCACUUAUGAUGGAAAGACCUUCACCUUCAGUGGCAACUGUGACUACAUCCUCACUAAGCACUCUAAUGACAGUGACAUUGCGGUUGUGGGAAAUCUGGCAAAGUGUGAUCCGGCCCGAAAAGACACAUGUCUAAAUUCAGUCACCCUUGUCAUCUCAGGGACCACUAUUACCUUUUCCUCUGGAGGAUCUGUGACAGUGAAUAAAAUCAGUCCACACAUGCUUCCUUUCACCAUAGGUCCAGUGAGCAUUUUCCAGCCCUCGUCCUCUUUCAUCAUUGCUGAUAUGAAGAGUCUUCGUCUAGAGAUUCAGUUAGCUCCAGUCAUGCAGUUGUAUAUUGUCGCCAGCACUGAAGAGAAAGGGAAGAUGAGUGGUCUGUGUGGGAACUAUAAUGACAUCCAAUCAGAUGACUUUAAAACAACAUCGGGCAUCAUAGAGGGCACACCAACAUCCUUUGUCAACUUUUGGAAACAAAAUUGCCAAGAUCUUGAAAUCACAUUUGACAACCCCUGCAGCUUGAAUAUAGAAACAGAGCAACUUGCAAAAGACUGGUGUUCCCGUCUCACAAACCCAAAUGGCAGCUUUGCUGCAUGUCACUCAGAAAUAUGUCCUGAGAUGUACUACCAAUGGUGUGUCUACGAUACCUGCAAAUGUGCAGAUAUUAAGAAGUGUAUGUGUGCAGCCGUGUCCAACUAUGCCCACGUCUGUGCUGCCAGAGGAAUCAUUCUCCAUGACUGGAUGGAUUCUGAACCCUGUGACAUGAUAUCGGAGUGUUCAGGGAACAUGAAGUACUCCUACGGCGUGACCAGCUGUGGCAGCACCUGCCGCUCUCUCAGUGAACAAGACAACACCUGCCAAGGGUCCUUCACUCCUGUAGAUGGUUGCACCUGUUCUGAGGGAACCUACCUCAAUGAAGACGGAAGCUGUGUACAUGCUGAUCAAUGUCCUUGUUACUAUGGUAACCAGGUCAUAGCGCCAUCAGCAGUGUUCUACAAAGACGGUGCUAAAUGCACCUGUGACCUUGGAAAACUGCACUGCUCCAGUCAAGAAGACUGUGUGGCUCCAAUGACAUUCUUCAAAUGCUCAAAUCAUGGAGAAAAAGGAACGGAGUGUCAGAGAACAUGUGAGAAGCAAGACCCAAACAAUUGUGUGAGCAUGGGGUGUAUAUCAGGGUGUAUGUGUCCAGAUGACCUUCUGGCUGAUGGUAAAGGUGGGUGUGUGAACAGGGACGAAUGUCCAUGUACCCAUAAUGGAGUCCUCUAUUCACCUGGAGAGCAAGUUCAACAGGACUGUAACACCUGCACAUGCACAAAUGGGAUGUGGACUUGUACUAAAAAGGCAUGCUACGGCACCUGUACCAUCUAUGGUGAAGGUCAUUUCAAGACUUUUGAUGGCAGAAGGUAUUCCUUCCACGGAGACUGUGAACACACCAUAGCCCAGGAUUAUUGUGACACGAACCCCAGUCCCUCCUUCCGUCUGGUUACAGAGAACAUCCCUUGCGCAACCACCAGCUCCAUUUGCUCCAAGUCCAUCAAUCUGUUCUUUGGGAAAUACGAGAUGAUUUUAUCUGAGGAGGAAGAUGUGAAAGUAAUUGAAAGCAUUGGCACGGAGUACAGAUAUCAAAUCAGUUCUGCAGGCAUAUAUGUUGUCAUAGAGGUCGAAGGGCUUUUGAACUUAAUCUGGGAUAAAAAAACAAGUGUGAUGAUCCAACUCAAUAAUGAAUUAAAGGGCAAGGUGUGUGGACUGUGUGGAAACUUUGAUGGUAAUGCAAACAAUGACUUUAUGAAGCACAAUGGAGAAGUUGUGACAGAUCCAGACGAUUUUGGGAAUAGCUGGAAGGUGAAGCUCAGCUGCCCUGAUGUAACAAACGUGAUGCAUCCUUGUGACGCAAAUCCACAUCGACGUGCCUGGGCUAUCAAACAAUGCAGAAUCAUCACAAGCCCUGUCUUUGCAGACUGCCAUUCACUUGUGGAUUCUGGCCCAUACUAUGAUGCCUGUGAAAGGGACACCUGUGCAUGUGACAGUGGGGGUGACUGUGAUUGUCUCUGUACUGCAGUGGCAGCUUAUGCUGCUGAAUGCCGUAAAAGAGGAGCUUGUGUGACAUGGCGAAGACCAAACUUUUGCCCUUUAUUCUGUGAUUACUACAACAAACCUCCAGAAGAAUGUGAGUGGCACUAUAAACCCUGUGGAUCCACCUGCAUGAAAACCUGCAAAAACCCAUCAGGAACUUGCUCUGAUCAAAUUCCUCCCCUUGAGGGAUGUUUUCCUCAGUGCCCUUCAGAGAGGCCAUAUCUCAGGGAGGAGACUAUGAAGUGUGUCACAGAGGAAGAAUGUAAAGACUGUGUCUAUAAUGGGAAGGUAUUUCCACGUGGAUCAGAAAUUUACAAAACUACAGAUGGAAAUGGUGUAUGUUUCAUUGCUCUGUGUGAUUACAAUGGGGAAAUAAAAAGAAUUAUUACUGAAUCCUGUGGAACUACAACUUCAACACCUUUCACUUUCACAACUACACCUGAAACUACUAUAACACCCACAAUCACAUUCACUCCUACCACAACAACUACUGGGACAUCGACACCUACGUCAAUAGAAACAUCACCUACAACUGUUACAAUACCAACUACAUCAACAGAAACACCAUCCACAAUCACAUUCACUACUACACCAACUACUGGAACAUCAACACCUACAACUGUUACAAUUACACCAACAUUAACAGAAACACCAUCUACAGUUAGUACAACUACUGCUACAACAACAACUCCUACAUCAACACCUACAUCAACAGAAACAUCCCCGACAACUGUUACAAUAACACCUACAUCAAGAGGAACACCAUCCACAAUCACAUCCACUACUACACCAACAACUGGAUCAUCGACACCUACGUCAACAGAAAAAUCAACUAUAUCAACAGUAACACCAUCUACAAUUAGCACAACUACUGCUACAACAACAACAACUCCCAUCUGUACUCCUAAAUGCACAUGGUCAGAUUGGACUGACGGCAACACACCCAGUACAGAGCCAGAAGGAUUCGAAACUGAACCCAUAGAUGCAUUGUGGAAAUCAAAAAAGAUCACCUGUCAGAGCCCUGAAGAAAUUGAAUGCAGGGCAGUAAAUUAUCCCCAAAAGUCCCUGCAAGAUUUGGGACAAACGGUUUAUUGUAAUACAUCAUUUGGACUGUCAUGCUCAAAUGAAGACAAUGCAAAUAGCAUUCCACCACUUUGUUAUAAUUAUGAAAUACGUGUAAAAUGUUGUAAACCAGAAGACUACUGUACUCCUUCUACAACGUCUCCAAGUACACUAACAUCAACACCUACAACUGUUACAAUUACAUCUACAUCAACAGAAACACCAUCUACAGUUAGUACAACUACUUCUACAACAACAACACCCACAUCAACAGAAACAUCCCCGACAACUGUUACAAUUACACCUACACCUACAUCAACAGAAACACCAUCCACAAUUAGUACAACUACUGCUACAACAACAACUCCGACAUCACCAGAAACAUCCCCGACAACUGUUACAAUUACACCUACAUCAACAGAAACACCAUCUACAAUUAGUACAACUACUGCUACAACAACAACUCCCACAUCAACACCUACAUCAACAGAAACAUCCCCCACAACUGUUACAAUAACACCUACAUCAACAGGAACACCAUCCACAAUCACAUCCACUACUACACCAACUACUGGAUCAUCGACACCUACGUCAACAGAAACAUCAACUAUAUCAACAGUAACACCAUCUACAAUUAGCACAACUACUGCUACAACAACAACAACUCCCAUCUGUACUCCUAAAUGCACAUGGUCAGAUUGGACUGACGGCAACACACCCAGUACAGAGCCAGAAGGAUUCGAAACUGAACCCAUAGAUGCAUUGUGGAAAUCAAAAAAGAUCGCCUGUCAGAGUCCUGAAGAAAUAGAAUGCAGGGCAGUAAAUUAUCCCCAAAAGUCCCUGCAAGAUUUGGGACAAACAGUUUAUUGUAAUACAUCAUUUGGACUGUCAUGUUCAAAUGAAGACAAUGCAAAUAGCAUUCCACCACUUUGUUAUAAUUAUGAAAUACGUGUAAAAUGUUGUAAACCAGAAGACUAUUGUACUCCUUCUACAACAUCUCCAAGUACAAUAACAUCAACUACCUCAACAACUGCUGUUACUUCAACACCUACAACUGUUACAAUUACACCUACAUCAACAGAAACACCAUCUACAAUUAGUACAACGACUGUUACAACAACAACUCCUACAUCAACACCUACAUCAACAGAAACAUCCCCGACAACUGUUACAAUUACACCUACAUCAACAGAAACACCAUCCACAAUCACAUUCACUACUACACCAACUACUGGAACAUCAACACCUACAACUGUUACAAUUACACCAACAUUAACAGAAACACCAUCUACAGUUAGUACAACUACUGCUACAACAACAACUCCUACAUCAACACCUACAUCAACAGAAACAUCCCCGACAACUGUUACAAUAACACCUACAUCAAGAGGAACACCAUCCACAAUCACAUCCACUACUACACCAACUACUGGAUCAUCGACACCUACAUCAACAGAAACAUCAACUAUAUCAACAGUAACACCAUCUACAAUUAGCACAACUACUGCUACAACAACAACAACUCCCAUCUGUACUCCUAAAUGCACAUGGUCAGAUUGGACUGACGGCAACACACCCAGUACAGAGCCAGAAGGAUUCGAAACUGAACCCAUAGAUGCAUUGUGGAAAUCAAAAAAGAUCACCUGUCAGAGCCCUGAAGAAAUUGAAUGCAGGGCAGUAAAUUAUCCCCAAAAGUCCCUGCAAGAUUUGGGACAAACAGUUUAUUGUAAUACAUCAUUUGGACUGUCAUGCUCAAAUGAAGACAAUGCAAAUAGCAUUCCACCACUUUGUUAUAAUUAUGAAAUACGUGUAAAAUGUUGUAAACCAGAAGACUACUGUACUCCUUCUACAACGUCUCCAAGUACACUAACAUCAACACCUACAACUGUUACAAUUACACCUACAUCAACAGGAACACCAUCUACAGUUAGUACAACUAUUUCUACAACAACAACUCCCACAUCAACAGAAACAUCCCCGACAACUGUUACAAUUACACCUACACCUACAUCAACAGAAACACCAUCCACAAUUAGUACAACUACUGCUACAACAACAACUCCGACAUCACCAGAAACAUCCCCAACAACUGUUACAAUUACACCUACAUCAACAGAAACACCAUCUACAAUUAGUACAACUACUGCUACAACAACAACUCCCACAUCAACACCUACAUCAACAGAAAUAUCCCCCACAACUGUUACAAUAACACCUACAUCAACAGGAACACCAUCCACAAUCACAUUCACUACUACACCAACUACUGGAUCAUCGACACCUACGUCAACAGAAACAUCAACUAUAUCAACAGUAACACCAUCUACAAUUAGCACAACUACUGCUACAACAACAACAACUCCCAUCUGUACUCCUAAAUGCACAUGGUCAGAUUGGACUGACGGCAACACACCCAGUACAGAGCCAGAAGGAUUCGAAACUGAACCCAUAGAUGCAUUGUGGAAAUCAAAAAAGAUCGCCUGUCAGAGUCCUGAAGAAAUUGAAUGCAGGGCAGUAAAUUAUCCCCAAAAGUCCCUGCAAGAUUUGGGACAAACAGUUUAUUGUAAUACAUCAUUUGGACUGUCAUGUUCAAAUGAAGACAAUGCAAAUAGCAUUCCACCACUUUGUUAUAAUUAUGAAAUACGUGUAAAAUGUUGUAAACCAGAAGACUAUUGUACUCCUUCUACAACAUCUCCAAGUACAAUAACAUCAACUACCUCAACAACUGCUGUUACUUCAACACCUACAACUGUUACAAUUACACCUACAUCAACAGAAACACCAUCUACAAUUAGUACAACGACUGUUACAACAACAACUCCUACAUCAACACCUACAUCAACAGAAACAUCCCCGACAACUGUUACAAUUACACCUACAUCAACAGAAACACCAUCCACAAUCACAUUCACUACUACACCAACUACUGGAACAUCAACACCUACAACUGUUACAAUUACACCAACAUUAACAGAAACACCCUCUACAAUUAGUACAACUACUGCUACAACAACAACUCCCACAUCAACACCUACAUCAACAGAAACAUCCCCCACAACUGUUACAAUAACACCUACAUCAACAGGAACACCAUCCACAAUCACAUCCACUUCUACACCAAUUACUGGAACAUUGACACCUACAUCAACAGAAACACCAUCUACAAUUAGUACAACUACUGCUAUAACAACAACUCCCACAUCAACACCUACAUCAACAGAAACACCCUCCACAAUCACAUCCACUACUACAACUAUUGGAACUUCGACACCUACUUCAACAGAGACGUUACCUACAACUGUUACAACACCUACAUCAACAUACACAACCAAUACUAUCACACCAUCUACUGUAACAAUGACACCUACAUCAUCAGAAACAUCAUCUACAACUAGUACAACUACUGGCACAACAACACCCACAUCAACAAAGACAUCUACAAGAAUCUUUACUACUACAACAGGGAUACAUGUGGUUACAGGAGUUACUCCCAAUACCACCAGAAAUAACACAGUACACCAGUGUCAAUGCCCAUAUUUAACAGCAGUAUACUCACCAGGGUCAAUAAUCUACAAUAAAACAGAUCAAGCAGGUUGGUGCUUCACUGCCAAAUGCAACUCCUCCUGUGGUAUAGAUAUAGUUUCUCAGCCAUGCAAAUUACCAAGAGACUGCAAAGAAUUCAACAGAAAGCAUUUGGAAUCCUGGAUUGAAAACUGCAAAAACAACACAUGCAAAAACGGCAGUGUCACAUCAACACCUCUACAAUGUGGCAUAUCUGAUAAUGUCAUACCUAAAUGUAGCAAUGGAAUUAAAGCUAAGAAGGUGCCCUACAACAAUGGCUGCUGUUCUAAGUAUGAGUGUGAAUGUAAAUGUAGUGGCUGGGGUGACCCACAUUACCAAACUUUUGAUGGAACCUACUAUGCUUUCCAAGGAAACUGCACUUACGUUUUGUUCCAAGAAAUCAUCCCAAAAUACAAUAUCAGUGUCCAUGUUAAAAACUAUUAUUGUGAUGUUAAAAAUAAUCUUGCUUGCCCUGAGUAUGUGGUUGUAAACUACAAAUCCUAUAAAAUAAAGCUGACAAGCAACACUAAAGAGGUCCAGGUCUACGUUAAUGAUGAAUUAAAACAACUAACUUAUAUGAAUAAUGACUUCUUCAUCAUCACCUCUGGCAUGGCAGUAAUUGUGAACAUCACUGAAAUCAAAGUUGACAUUACUGUGAAUCAUCAAGGCUUUGAGAUCAAUCUCCCAUUCUCAUACUUCCAUGGUAAUACAGAGGGACAGUGCGGGGUUUGUGACAACAACCGUACAAAUGACUGCAGACGUCCCGAUGGACAAAUUGAUCAAUCAUGUGUGAACAUGGCAGAGCUUUGGAUGGUCCCCCCAGGAUGCAAAAUACCUCCAACUCAAUCUCCACCUACACAUCCAACUCCAUCUCCACCUCCCUGCAAUCCGACCAUUUGUGAUCUCAUCAAGAGCGAUAUGUUCAUGGAAUGCCAUGGGGUCGUUCCUUAUGAAAGUUAUUAUGAAGCAUGCAAAUAUGAUGUGUGCCAUAUGGGAAAUGGCUCUAUUGGUUGUACCAGUCUGGAGGCAUACGCUCUGCUAUGUGGCAAACAGGGUAUCUGUGUGGAGUGGAGAUCAUCAAAUGAACUCACCAAAAAGUGUGAAUACAAGUGCCCCAGUCACAAAGUCUAUAAGGGAUGUGGUCCUAAAGUUGAAAAAACCUGCAGUACAAGGUACAACGAUAUGUUUGUGGAGAAAGACUGUCAAAACAAUAACUGUCAUCAAACAUUUACGGAAGGCUGUUACUGUCCUGAUGACAAAUAUCGAGUUAGUUCAACGAUAGAUGCCUGUACAUCUUAUUGUGAUUGCAUUGGCCCUGAUGGAUUACCUAGACAGCCUGGGGAUACAUGGACCAUGGACUGUCAUGAAUACACAUGCUCCAAUGAGACCUUUGGUAUUAAAACUGUGCCUGUCGGGUGUCCGGCUGAAAAGUCCUGUGGACCAGGACAAAAGAAAAUAAUUGAAAACUGCUGCCUAACCUGCGUGUGUGAUGUCGAGCUGUGUCUUCAGAAGAAGUGUCCUGUGGGAUAUACGUUGGCAGCAAAUAAAUCUGAAGACAGUUGCUGUCCACCCUGUGUGCCCAAAGAUGUAUGUGUGUACAAUAACACUGAGUACCAGCCUGGAGUUCAAAUCCCCACAGAUCCCUGCAUCGAAUGUAACUGUCUAAUGGAUAAAGACCCAAAGACCCAACUACAUGUCGUCACGUGCGCUUCUAUCGCCUGUGAACCUUGCCCUGAUGGAUUUGUGCCUGUCCAAGAAGAAGGAGAAUGCUGUCAAACAUGCCAGCAAAAUAGCUGUUUUUAUACGGCGCCAGACAACACCACACAUAUUCUCAAGACUGGAGACACGUACAACUACAAGUGUGAGACUGUGAUCUGUCAACAAAUGAAUGACACAUUCAUGAUAGAGAAGACCAUAGCAACCUGUCCAGAGUUCAAUCCAGAUGAGUGUGUGCCUGGAACACUGACACUUGAUGCAGAUGAAUGUUGCAAUACUUGUGAGCUCAGGAACUGUGUACGUGUGAAGAACACCACAGAUGUUACUUUGAAUGACUGCAAGUCCAUCCAUCCCAUAGAAGUGACUUCCUGCAGUGGCCACUGUGACACAGAAUCAAUGUAUUCAAUGGGAGCCAACAUCAUGAUGCACAGCUGUUCUUGCUGUCGGGAGAUGAAAACCAGCGUUAAAAAAGUGCAGCUGAAGUGUUCUGAUGACCGUGUGAUCGAUCAUGACUACGUCUACAUAGAGAGCUGCAAAUGCACUCCAAUAGCAUGUGAAAACCAGAAGACUAGUGGAUAAAAGAUCCCAUUCAGUGUGUAUGCUAUACUGCUACAAUUCCAGAUAAAUUGCUAAAUACUAUGCAUAUAUUGGUGAAUGAUGGGACCAUUCAGCUUUCUGUUCUAUAACUAUUAUCUCUCAGGGCAUUUUCAGGGUAUUUUGUUUCUUCUUUAGCAAUGCAAAAUAAAAUGAUUUUCUUCUUGUGAAAUGAGUGCUGACUAUAAUAAAGCAAAAUAA